Culex quinquefasciatus (southern house mosquito) is the source of this 704-nucleotide messenger RNA. RefSeq names its product platelet endothelial aggregation receptor 1-like. The transcript is spliced from 2 exons. The record is from RefSeq and is a predicted model, not a curated record. Lineage: Eukaryota; Metazoa; Arthropoda; Insecta; Diptera; Culicidae. The coding region runs from base 105 to 668 and encodes 187 amino acids.
UUAUCGUCUGAGCGAGACGUGCUUUCUAGUGGCUUUGUUUAAGGUUUUAUCAAGUUCUCGAAUUAAAGAGAAAAAAAAAAAAACAACAACAGGAAGCGCUCAACAUGAUUCGCCUGACCUUGCCGUUGAUUGCGAUGUUGAUUUGGGACGCCGUUGAGGCCCAGAACGUUCUCGGGAGCAUGAUGUGGCCGUCGUACUCGGGGAUCAACGCUCAGCUGGGAAUGGCUGGAGCUGCUGAGGAACCGUGCUCAACUGGAGACUUAAAAUUUGGCUACCAGUGGAAGUACGGUCAGGACUUCAAAGUACAACUGAACAAAUGCUGUGAUCAGUACCGCCAGGAAGGGGACGAAUGUGUUGCAUUGUGUGAAAAUUGUUACAAUGGGUUUUGCAAUGUCCCAAACGACUGCAUUUGUAAUAGCAACUACCACAAAAAUCUUGAUUCUAAUCGAUGUGAGCCAAAUACGUUAGAACAGUGUAAACUAAGCUGUGAAAAUGGGUUCUGUGACGAUGAAGCAAGGUGUCAUUGCGAUGGAGGAUUCUUCUUAGGGAAGGACGGUAGAUGUACGAAAGAUAAAGAGGACAUUAUUUUUUGCGUGAAAAUCAUUCGUAAGGGAAAGGUAUGUCUCACCCGGGGAAAAAAGUCCAGAAUUGAUGAUGUGUAUGAAUGAAAAAUAAAGUUUAUUAAAAAUAAAUUAAAUCAACUC